Nematocida homosporus is the source of this 1767-nucleotide messenger RNA. Its product is annotated as DNA repair and recombination protein RAD54B. Gene Ontology annotation, biological process: double-strand break repair via homologous recombination; reciprocal meiotic recombination. Gene Ontology annotation, molecular function: ATP-dependent chromatin remodeler activity; DNA translocase activity; ATP binding. Lineage: Eukaryota; Fungi; Microsporidia. The coding region runs from base 1 to 1767 and encodes 588 amino acids. Gene Ontology annotation, cellular component: nucleus. The record is from RefSeq and is a predicted model, not a curated record. The transcript has a single exon.
AUGAAGUGUUGGUAUAUAAGGAAAAGUAAUGGAGAUGAGAAGGAAUGUGGAGUACUGAAGAAGGCUGGUUCGUUUUAUAUUCUACUGAGUGGGUUAGGGCGUGUGAUAGACCGAGUUUAUCCAACUAGGAGUUCUGAAGUCUUAGAAGGACCGCUUUACCGGGCUACUACGGGUUGUGAGUCCCUAUUAGACCAAGUUAGUUCGGUGAUUAAAGAACUAGGACGGCCGGUUGCUGUGGGAGGUAGUGGGUCUUAUCGUCGUCGACCUAAAGUUGGACCGGCGCCGGAAGGCUCUUUAGUCUUAGCACCUCGGGCGUACAUUGAGCCGGUGCAUUUGAAGUACUUUAAGGACUACCAGAUAGAGGGAGUGCGUUUUAUGUUUGAGCGGCUGCGCAGUUCAGCUGGAGCCGUGCUUGCUGAUGAAAUGGGCUUAGGAAAGACGUUUCAAGCCAUUGCGAUCGUUAGAAUCUUUUGUAAAGUUGGUGAUAGUGUACUGAUUGUAGCACCUUGCUCUUUAGUAGGUGUCUGGGAGAGAGAGUUAAGAAAGUGGGCCAAUUUACUUAGUGUGUUUAAUGGGAUUGAUAAGCAUCCAAAGAAGUACUCAGGACGAGAAGAGAUUCUACUGUUGAGCUAUGAACGGCUAGCUACUUGGAAGGAGGCCACUAAACAUAAAUUCUCAUUGGUGGUCUGUGAUGAGGCACAUCGACUGCGAACAGGUACUUCCCAGGCCAUUGCCGCCUUAAAGAAGUUAGAGGGCAAACGCCUCUUACUAACUGGAACGCCAUUUCAGAACAGUUUAAUGGAGUAUAAGACACUUUUAGCCCUAGUGGAUGCUCGGGCUGAGAGUGCUAAAGGCGCGGCUGAGUUAUCUAAUAUUGCCGGGGAAGCUAUUCUUAGGCGUAAGAUUGAGCGGACUAGUUUAAGUCUUCCUCAGAAAGACGAAAUGAUUUGGCUGGUCAGGAACAACCAGUAUGAGGAGACAGAGAGACUGUACAACUCCUUUGAAAGAUCGCUGGGUAUUCAGACCUUGCAAAAACUCCGUGGAGAGGUUAGUCGGUCACCAAGCAAGUGGCAGCUCUUUUACUCUUUAGCCCGAAGUAUUCUCGUGCAAGGCCAUUCUUUAGUGAUCAUUUCUCGGUUUAUUGAUUCGGUGGACCAGGCUAAAGCUGUGGUUUUGCGCUUAGCCGCUGAGCGAGAUGUGCCUAUUAAGGCUAACGACUUGUCGGUCUUUCAUGGCGAGAUGCCAGUUAUUGAGCGGGAGAGGUCUUUAGCUGGAUUUCAAAGUACGGGCCAGAAGGUGAUUAUUCUAUCAGCUAAGUGUGGAGCAGAAGGACUAACUCUAGUUAAGGCCACGCGAAUGAUUAUUCUGGACUCAGACUGGAACCCAGCGAAUGAUCUGCAGGCUAUGGCUCGAAUUUGGCGACUGGGACAGACUCAGCCAGUGGUUAUUCACCGACUGUUCUUAAUGGGCACGGUUGAGGAGCACGUUCUUCUAGUGCAACUCAAGAAACUGGUGCUGCAGAAGAGUUUAGAGGGUGAAGGUGAGGACGAACUGGCUGAAUCGGAAAUAUCAAGUGUCUUUGUAGCGCGGGAAGACUCGGUGGUUCAUGACUGGUUAGGAUGUCAGUGCCAACCAGAGCAGCCUAAUAUGCAGGGUAGUGAUGGGUACAACCAUCUGCACACAGAUGCCGGUCUAAUUCUCCACAAACGGGUCAACGGCGAACCCGAUGCUCCUUCGUUUGCGCUGUGUGCGGAUAUCCCGCAGUAA